Pelagomonas calceolata is the source of this 2634-nucleotide messenger RNA. NCBI's taxonomy places the organism in Eukaryota, Pelagophyceae, Pelagomonadales, Pelagomonadaceae. The record is from the annotation of a GenBank genome assembly.
UGUCGGUACGCUAGGUCGGGCAGCUGCCUUGCCCAAACGGCGGUUGUGCAAGCAUUCGUGCCGCCAAUAGGCCCAAGUGCCCUGAGACCGCAAAUCUCGACGCCAACAGCUGCUGUCGCAGGUGCAAGCAUGCAACAGCACAUAAGCUCAUAGCUGCCAUGGCUGCUCCACCGCCGCCCGCGGAGUCCGUAGCCCAAAUAAGGAUGGAUCUGGAGCGCGAGAGCUGCUCCCUGGCCGCCGCCGUCGACCGCUUGACACCGCUACUCCUUGCGCUCCCAACACUAACGGCGGACGACGCGCACAAGCUCGCGACGCUGCUCAUAGCGAAAUCUACACAAGAGGGCCCGCGCCACGCGUCGGCCGCGCAAGCCUUGGACGCGGCGUUGAUUUUGGGAGGGGUGGCGGGCGUCCAGCUCCGGACCAAGGGCCCUGACAGUGACGCGCUGGCGGCCGCGGUGUGUCGCGCCGCGCGGCGGCCUCCCGCAACAAGUUGUCGCGACGCGUUCGUCGUCGGAAAAGAGUUAACUCAACAGGGCGGGCGCGCCGCGGACCGCUUGGCGGCGUCCACGGAACUGGUGACAAGGGCGGCGGCGGCGUUUGCCAAGGCGGCUUCCAUGAAAGUCACGCAACCCGAGGUGAAACAGAAGCGGCGCCUCGGCCCGCAGCGCCAGAAGCCCGCUGCUUCCAGUACGUCAUCGCCGUGCGAAGCCUUAUCAGCUCUAGACUUUGUGAAAGCCAUUGCGAGGCACGCGCCCGACGCGUUGCUGCGAAGGUGGCCCGACCUCCUCCCGCCCUCGAGGACGGGUUCUGGACCGUUAAUUGAACUGACGUCCCAUGCAUCAUUACGACCGAAGGCCUACGCCUGCUUGGCUGCUCUAGUAAGAGGCCCGGCGGGCGUGCGCGUCGUCUGCGGCGCCGAAGCGUCGAGCCCGUCGAAGUUCGCGGCCAGAGGCUUCGGCCCCGCGAUCCGAGAUGCGAUAGGUGCUCUGUAUGAUUUCUGCGCGUCGCAGGAUCACGACGACGUCGGCGUGCUCGUCGCGGCGUUGUGUAGUAAUGCGCCGCCGGUCGACGCGACUUCUGAAGCGUCGCUCCGCUCUUCAUUGAUAAAUUUAUUUAAGACGGCGCGCGAUACUAAAAGAAGUAUUUCGGCGAGGCGCAACGCCUGGAGCGCUCUUAAAUCAGCAGCAUCAUCAAAAAGUACAUCUACGAAAAAAGUCGUCGCGUCUUUACUCCCGGACCUGGGCAAGGAGUUGUUCGAAGCACAAGCUAUUGACGUGGUUGCGCGAUUGUGGGCGAACCAUGCGAAAAAGAUGCAGGCCAUCGACGCCGUCUUCGUGGUGCGGCCAGCUCUAACACUGGCAUUGAGCAAGGAGGGAAAAAAGGCCGCUUGUGAUGUGUUAGAAUCAAUCUUCACGCAAGCACCGGUCGCCUACGCGUCGUCGUGCCUACCGAACGUCUACGAUUGCCUCGCACCGCUCAUCAGGGACGACUCGUCGACCGUGCGGCAAGCCGCGUGUAAAGCAGCUGCAGCUUCACUUGAUAAGGAGGGCGGUUCCGUAGCUUCCUUGUUGAACGCACUGCGUGAGUUAGUACAAACAGAAAGCGACCCCGAGGUCGCGUCGAUUGCUUGUCGAGCUUUGGGGGUGGCUUGUAUGCACAUUGUCAAAAAGGAAGACGCGCAGACGUGUUGCGAAGUUUUGGGUCAGAGGGCCUCCUCAUCCAAAGAUAGUGUAGCGGUGCGGGCCCAAGCGGCCUUCGCGCUGGGUAGUAUCGCCAAGGCCCUCGUCGACAACCACUCAUCAGAAUACGUUGGGACCGACGACGCGUUACGCAUCUUAGAAGCGCCGGAGACGCGCGUGCGAGCGUCGGCGUUACGGGCGGCGGGCUACCUCGUCGCGUUGCGAGGCUUCGACAAGGCGUCCCGGCUGAGCGACGCGUUAGUUGAUUGUUGUGCCGACGCCUUGACCUCGAAGGAAUCUUCAACAAAACAAGCCCCUCCUAAGGUUCGGAGAAAUGCUUGUAUCGCUCUCUCGGUAGCCGUCUCCGCAACGGGCGAGAGCGUGACGCGGCGCCAGUGCCUUGAGUUAUUAGUAGAUGCGCUCCGGAUCUUCUCGACGGAAGUCGACGACGACCAGGACCGCAAGGCACUCGCGCGGGCCGCGGCCGCUCUGUCGAAAGCCGUGCCGUCCCAGUGUACGUCGGACGACGCGUUGGUCGGUGAGGCGUUACGAGGCGCCCUCGCCGGCUUAGUGCGGUGCGACGGCGAGGGGGCCUUUCCUUCUUCUUCCGACAAAAUUGUCCAGGAGGAGCGCGGGCCGAGGUUAGGCGACGCGCAACAACGACGCGCGGACCUCUUUGAGGCGCUCGGGGCGCUUGCUAUUGCGUUACUCGCGCACGGGUCGGCUCAACAGUUGCGAGCCUCGGAUCUAGGCGCGCGUUUGGAUUUUGCCUACGUCUGGCUGUCGCGGUCGGACGGCGACGCUGAUUUAUUCGAGAAGAUCGCGGCGGCGUUAGGGGCGGACCCGCCGCUCGCGCCCGCUUCGGCUUUGGAAAGGUGCCGCGCGCGCGCGCGGCUCCUGCGAGGUCGCGCCGAGGAGAGCGACGACGAGGAUGAACUCUAGAUUCUAAGUUUUG